Monopterus albus (swamp eel) is the source of this 2422-nucleotide messenger RNA. Its product is annotated as adhesive plaque matrix protein-like. The record is from RefSeq and is a predicted model, not a curated record. The coding region runs from base 102 to 2315 and encodes 737 amino acids. NCBI's taxonomy places the organism in Eukaryota, Metazoa, Chordata, Actinopteri, Synbranchiformes, Synbranchidae. The transcript has 6 exons.
ACUGCACUGCUGAGGAAAAGGAACGGAGUUGUCAUUGUAUUGGGCUGCUGAAGACAGACCAAGGUGUUUCAUCUUACAGUUGGUCUUAUCUGGCUGAGGCCAUGGGGUUCCUCUUAAGGAUGGUGAUUCUGUGGAUGCUGUUUGUUGGAGUACUUCAAGCAAGCAUUAAAUCUUAUCAUGGCACUGAAGAUGGCUUUAAAAAUCCUCAUGCCACUAAGCUUGCUUCACGUUACCAGUCCCGUCCUGAGGCCCUUCGCUACCAAAUCCAUCAGUCUUGGCCCAAAGUACGCAGAUUCCAGCUUAAGUCUUUGCCCCACGGGCGCAGCUACCAGCCAAAACCACUUCCUACUUCCUUUGAGCCGAGGUCCCGGGUACUUUACAAUCAGAUCAAGCCUCAGGUGCCAAGUUACCCAUACCAGCCUCAAAUAUCUGGCUACCUUCCACUAGUGCCCCACUAUACAUACUUCCCUUUGGUGCGCAAUUACAUGUACCAGCCUCAGGUGCCUCUCUCAAAAUCCCACCACCAGGUGCCAAGCUACCUGCCCCACCACCGGGUGCCUGCCCACCUGCCCAUGCCCCAGCACCAGGUGCCCAGCCACCUGCCCAUGUACCAGCCCCAGGUGCCUCUCUCCAAGCCUGAGCCCCAGGUGCCCAGCCACCUGCCCCAACACCAGGUACCUGGCUAUUUGCCCAUGUACCAGCCCCAGGUGCCUCUCUCCAAGCCUGAGCCCCAGGUGCCCAGCCACCUGCCCCAACACCAGGUACCUGGCUAUUUGCCCAUGUACCAGCCCCAGGUGCCUCUCUCCAAGCCUGAGCCCCAGGUGCCCAGCCACCUGCCCCAACACCAGGUACCUGGCUAUUUGCCCAUGUACCAGCCCCAGGUGCCUCUCUCCAAGCCUGAGCACCAGGUGCCUGGCUACCUGCCCAUAUACCAGCCCCAUGUGCCCAAGUAUGAUUUCCAGCUGCAAGUGUCUGGCUACAUGCCCAAGCUGCAGCCCCAGUCCCCCCAAGCACCCCAGUGGCACCUGCCAGAGGUCCCCCCGCAGGUGCCACAGUUAUACUUGCCCCAUAUGCCACAGGUUCAAUUGUCCAAGAUGCCUCAGCAAGCCCAGGUGCUCAAGCAGGAUCCACAAGUGCCUCAACUGUCCCAGCAGGUGUUCCAUGAGCCGCACUUGCACCUUCCCCACCAUCAGCUGACCCAGGAACCACAAGAGCCUCAGCCAGCUCAGGAGUCUCUGGUGCCACACGAGUCUCACUUGUACCAGCAUCAGCCAGCCCAGGGGCUGCAAGUGCCUCAGUUGUACCUGCCCAAGGAGCCUCAGCAUCAGCUACCCCAUGUACCUCAGUUGUACAGGCCCAAAGAGCCACAGCAGGAGCUGCUGGAGCCUCAGGAGCACCAGGUAUCCCAUGUGCCUCAAGAGCAUCAGGUACACCAUGUGCCUCAGUUGUACAGACCUGAAGAGCCACAGCAGGAGCACCAGGUAUCCCAUGUGCCUCAGUUGUACAGACCUGAAGAGCCACAGCAGGAGCCCAAGGAGCAUCAGCUACUUCAUGUGCCUCAGUUGUACAGGCCCAAGGAGCAUCAGCUACCCCAUGAGCCUCAGGAGCAUCAGGUACACCAUGUGCCUCAGUUGUACAGACCCGAAGAGCCACAACAGGAGCUCAAGGAGCAUCAGCUACCCCAUGUGCCUCAGUUGUACAGGCCCAAAGAGCCACAGCAGGAGCUGCUGGAGCGUCAGGUAUCCCAUGUUCCUCACUUGUUCCUGUCCAAGGAGCCCCGACAUCAGCCACCCCAUGGGCCUCAGUUGUACAGGCCAAAAGAGCCACAGCAGGAGCUGCAAGUGCCUCAGGAGCAUCAGGUAUCCCAUGUGCCUCACUUGUUUUUGCCCAAGGAGCCCCAGCGUCAGGCAGCCCAGGUGCCCCAGCAGGUCCCACAAGUGCCACAGUCAUACAUGCCCAAGGAGCCCCAGCAUCCCAAAGUGUUUCCCCAGGAGUUUCCUGAGCCACAGCAGGUGUCCCAGUCAUAUGAGCCUCAGCCCAAUGUUCCACAGCUGCCACUGCCUGAAGUACCCCAGAUGUAUCAGCCCCGGCACCAGAUGCCCAGCUAUCUGCUCAAGCUUCAGUCCCAGAUGCCAAGCUACAAACCCAAGACUCAGGAUCAGGUUCCUAGCUUUAAACCUAAGCACCAAGUGCUGAGCUACCGGUCCAGUCAAGUUGGUUUUCCUCUUCCCCAGGCUAAAGGUGCAUCUAAAGUGGAUUCAACAGGACUGCAUAAUGGUGUUAAAGGAAGUGGCUUUCACUACAGGCCCACCUAACGCAUGCAGUGUUUGACAAUCCCAAAAACAACACCUCAGGAAGUGCAUGGACCUCUUCAACUCGCCAAAGUUGAUCUGAUCUCUGGAAAAUAAAAACUUUGUCUAAA